Punica granatum (pomegranate) is the source of this 1926-nucleotide messenger RNA. NCBI's taxonomy places the organism in Eukaryota, Viridiplantae, Streptophyta, Magnoliopsida, Myrtales, Lythraceae. The record is from RefSeq and is a predicted model, not a curated record.
UCAUAAUCUGAUUUUCAUUAGGGGGAUAACCUCUGUAUGUUCCCCUUUAGGUUAGAUUUUUUAUUUAUCUAGAACCAUAAAUUAUCUCCUGCUAAUCGAGGAAGAAGGGAAAAAAAAAAAAAGGAACUUCAUGGAAACGAUAUGGCAUAUAUAAGAGCAGUAGAGUCCGAAAUGAUAUGCUUUUGUUCCCUAGAUUAUUUAGAAUCUGCAAGGCCGUGGCCAUCACAAUGAGGGGCUUCAUCCUAUAUCUCCUCUCUGCUUCCUCAGUCGCCGUUCUCUCUACUUUACUCCUCCAUGUUCGGGACACCGGAGAAACGCGCCUUAAACUCGAAUCGAGUUCUGAGAAAGUUUGGCCCGAGUUGGAGUUCGGGUGGAGAGUGGUGGUGGCGACGGUGAUAGGAUUCGUGGGGUCAGCGUGCGGGACGGUUGGUGGGGUUGGCGGAGGAGGCAUUUUCGUCCCCAUGCUCACCCUGAUCGUUGGCUUCGACACUAAGUCUGCUGCCGCUCUCUCUAAGUGCAUGAUCAUGGCGGCAUCGAUAUCAUCAUUUUGGUACAAUUUGAGAGUUCGGCACCCGACGAAGGAAGUUCCGAUCAUAGACUACAAUUUGGCCCUUCUAUUCCAGCCCGUGCUAAUGCUCGGCAUCACGGUCGGAGUGGCUCUCAGCGUCGUCUUCCCCUACUGGCUCAUCACUGUCUUGAUCAUCAUCCUCUUCUUAGGGACUUCGUCGAGGUCUUUCUACAAGGGCAUUCAGAUGUGGAAGGAAGAGACGAUCGUGAAGAAGGAAACGGCCCGACAGCAAGAAGAAGGUCCGGUCAACUCUCGCGGGGAACUUCUGGUUGACACGGCACACGAGCCAUUGAUACCCCGAGAAGAGAAAUCGGAAAUGCAAAUAGUACGUCUCAACCUCAAAUGGAAAAUGAUGGUGCUGCUGCUGCUUGUGUGGGCCUCCUUCCUACUUCUCCAAGUCUUCAAGAACUGCGUAGCGGUGUGCAGCAUAUGGUACUGGGUUCUCUUCUGCUUGCAGUUUCCAAUUGCAGUUGCAUUGUUUGGAUUCGAAGCGGUGAAGCUGUACAGAGAGGAUAAGAAGAGAAUAUCCACGGGAAACAUGGACGGCAGAAUAUGUGAGGCCACGAUCCACUGGACCGCCGGGCACAUCGCGUUCUGCGCUCUCUGCGGCUUAUUGGGUGGCUGCGUUGGGGGCCUGCUUGGCUCCGGCGGCGGGUUCAUCCUGGGUCCACUCCUGCUCGAGAUCGGCGUCAUUCCACAGGUCUCAAGUGUAACUGCGACAUUUGUGAUGAUGUUCUCGUCGUCCUUGUCCGUGGUCGAGUUCUACCUGCUUAAGCGAUUCCCAAUUCCGUAUGCUCUGUACCUCAUGUCAGUAUCAACUUUGGCCGGUUUCUGGGGGCAAUACUUAGUAAGGAAACUCAUAACAAUCCUGGGGAGGGUUUCCAUCAUUGUGUUCAUCCUCUCCGGUGUCAUCUUUGUUAGUGCUCUCACGAUGGGAGUUGCUGGGAUCGAGAAGAGCAUCGUGAUGAUCCACAAGCACGAAUUCAUGGGGUUCCUGAACUUCUGCAGCAGUCAAUGAUCAUUGACGGCAGUAAUUUGUAUGUGGAAGAAGUUGCUCAAUUUGUUCUGAAUUGGUGAAAAGAAAAUGGUCAAUGGCCGGUUGACCAUCCCGUCGAUAGAAACGAUACGCGUUGAGAAUAAGGGUGAUCAUGAGUCUUAGCUACCAUUAGUUUCGUACAAUUCUUCGGAAAAUAAGUGUCAUUUGCUUUUUGCUAAAUGUGAUUUGUUGUUACUUGCGGAUUCGAUGGCCAAUAGACAUCGAGCACGAAUUGAGAAAUUGCGGAUUCGAGCCGAUUUUGUUGUAACAUGUAAUCAUGUUCAGCGUGUUAAUCAAGCACCUAGAAACUCAUUCUUAGGUA